This is a messenger RNA of Hyalella azteca, 2477 nucleotides long. RefSeq names its product runt-related transcription factor 1. Gene Ontology annotation, biological process: regulation of DNA-templated transcription. Gene Ontology annotation, cellular component: nucleus. Bases 43 to 1296 code for a protein of 417 amino acids. NCBI's taxonomy places the organism in Eukaryota, Metazoa, Arthropoda, Malacostraca, Amphipoda, Hyalellidae. The transcript is spliced from 6 exons. Gene Ontology annotation, molecular function: ATP binding; DNA-binding transcription factor activity, RNA polymerase II-specific; RNA polymerase II cis-regulatory region sequence-specific DNA binding. The record is from RefSeq and is a predicted model, not a curated record.
CUGUGAUUUAUUAGGUCCGCCACGUUAUUUGGUUGUUGACUGAUGAGGGCUGUGGCAGCCAUGCUGCACGGCGACGGGUGCUGCAGGGGAGCGCGUGCUGGCAGCUCCGGUGCAGAGUUGUGGCUGUGGGACGUCACUGAGGGAGGCAAGCUCAGGCUCACGGAGGCUCCUGGCAUCCUGUGCAGCAACCUGCCGCUGCACUGGCGCUCCAACAAGUCUCUGCCGACUACCUUCAUGGUGAAGGCUUUGUUCGACGUACCCGACGGAACAGUUGUGACUGUUCGCGCCGGGAACGAUGAGAACAGCAGCGCUGAACUGAAGAACAACGUCUCAAUUAUGAAGGAACACGUCGCUAAAUUCAGCGACCUUAGAUUUGUAGGGCGGUCAGGCCGAGGCAAGAGCUUCCUUCUGACCAUCAGUCUGGGCACCAAGCCGCCCGUGGUCGCCUUCUACAACAAGGCCAUCAAGGUGACGGUGGACGGCCCCAGGGAGCCGCGCUCCAAACUCCGGCCCUGCUAUGGGCCGAUGAAGCCAACCUGGUUGGGUUCCCCUUUCCUGUUCGGAGGCGGGCCACUGCCGGGCUUCAACCAUCGCCCCAGCCUCCAUUACCCCCUGAUGGCCAACCAAGCACCUCCAGCUGCCGGCAGUGGACGACAUGAUGAAAGGAAAACAGAAGUAGAAGAUAACACGGCAGGAUCUUCACAGCUGCCAAGGAUGCCGCUCCUCUCAGGGCCUUCGGAGCACCACAUGUCGCACCUUCCCAUCUCCCUGCGCCGGCUGUACCAGACGACGCUAGCAGCGCGCAGGCCCUGGCCUUCCUACCAUCACGGUAUGGAAUCUCGGGCAUACGAGGAAUUUUUCAAAUCUAGAGAGUUUUCAAACAUUCCUCCGUUGAAUGAUACUAAAGAUUGUCCUAGUGUGGCCGCCUUGAACGUUCCCUUGAAUUGCACUAACUCUCCAAAUGCGGGAUCCCACAAGGAACUUGGAAAAUCCUCUGCAAUACCUCAAACCUCGACCAAUAGAACUAUGACGACGAAUAAUAUAAAAGAUGAUUCGAGCUUCGUGACUCGAAACAGAUCUAAAGAACGUACAAAUAUUUCAAAAUUGAAUGAAAGAAUUAAUUUAGGUGCCGAGGAAAAUUCAUUUUCAAAAACUAGAACAUUAAUACAUCAAGUUUGCUUGAAAAACAACUCGUCAAGCAAUAGUCAAUCAGAAGACAACAGAAGUGCGCGAAUCGGAAAAUCUGUUCUGACACCUGCAUCAGAAUCUACUGUAAAAUUAUGGAGACCAUAUUAGUAGAAUAAUAAUUUCAUCGUAGAAAGAGCAAAUUUAUCUUACAGCUGAUUAUCUGUUUAUCGUCUCCGAAGCAGUUGUACAUAUAUUAAGGCCUGGUAAAUUUAAAUACCAUCAGAAGGCUGAAGGUUGAACUCAAUGUCUUUUUGUGACUUUUGCUGAGCCAAUUCGAGAAAAGUGGUCUGUGACACAUCAGUUACUUUCGCCGUGUUCAAUGUCAAGCUCUCGCGACUCGUUAUGAAUCUAUCAAUAAAUAACCGAAGAACCGAAGAACUAGAAAUGCAGAAACAAGUUGGUGAGCUACUCUAUAUAUAUAGUCGGUCAACGUAAAAUACUCUACUGCCUAAUGAGUGUUUAUGACCAUCAGAAAUAAAAAUUAAGGAGAUUUUAAUUGAAAAUUUUUUCAGAUAGAUGUGCAAUAAUAUUCAUUUCUAGAGCAUAGUUAGUUUACGUUGAUAAGUAAUCAAUGAAGUAAUGCAAUGAGAUCGUAAAAGUGAAUCUUGAGAUGUCAGUGCUUCUCGUGUAGAUGUCCUUACACACAAUACAUAAGCCAACAUUCAGUUGGUAGAUAAUGAAGCCAUGAAACCAAGAUUUAUAUUUUCAUGUAACGAUAAAACCGUUUUAGACAUAGACUAGCAUCAGUUUUGUGGCUUGAUUUAAUUUAUAUUUGAAGAAUGUUCAUGGCCUCGCUACCUGCAGUCAUGUGAUACGAGCAGUUUGUGCGCACUAUUAAGUUACUAACGUCUGUGAUACUCCCACUAGUUGCGAUCUUGUAUUAUUAUAAUAAACCGUUUUCAUGAGGCAUCUUGUUAACCUAAGUACUGUUUGUGUUAUUAUUUUCAAGAGAAGAGAGCAAUUAAGUUUGAAAUUUGUACCUAAGCAGAGUUUCCUAAAUAAUCUCCGAAUACUUCGAUAUGCCAGUGGUAGAAAUUUAGAGUUGUAAUAAUUGAACGUGCAUAGUGAAAAAUUUACCUUCAAUUUAUACGGCUGUCUUUUUAGGGCAUUGACACAUAAUUUCACAUUAAUAUUUUAUUUAUUAAUAAUUUUGACUUAUCGAUAGAGUUGUGCAUUACAAUGAAAAGCAAGAAAUUUAGGUAAUCCGCGAUUUUCUUUAAAUCUGCAACGAUUAGUGACUGGAUUUCGUCAUUUUUUAAGGGUAUAACAAACAAUUAUGACGAAAGAAA